AUGACAAUAAUUACAACUAAUCAAUAUCAUAUCAUUAAGUUUGAUAUUGAUCAAUUCAUAUUCUCAUCAAUAAAUAAACUUUUAAUUGAUCAUAAUCAAAAGAAUUUAUCUUUAAUAUUUUCAUCAAUAUUAAAUAAUAGAAUAAUAAAUACAACAGAAAUAUUAACAAAUAAUUGUUAUACAAAUAAAAAAUUGAUUAAACGUAAUACAAAAGAGCAAUAUCGAGUCGAUUCAACGUCAUCAAUAGUAAUUACAUUUAAUUCAUCAUCAUUUAUUGAUUAUCAUUGUCAAGAAUUACUUGAUUAUCCAUUACGUUUAUCUUUGCGAUUUCGUACAUUAGGUCGAAUAUCAAAUGGUGUACUUCUUUCAUUAACACAACGUAAAUCUGCAUCAUUAAUAAUUCCAUUCUUUAUCAUUGAACAUUCAAAUGGAAAAAUUGAAAUAACUGUUCUUCAAUUAGAUGAAAAAAAAGUAUUAUCAACGGUCACUAAUAUUCAAUGUGGAAAAAAUAUAAAUAAUGAUAAUUGGCAUUGGCUACAACUUGAAUUAGAUCGAAAUGGAAUAUUCACACUUGUUGUUGAUGAUGAUAGUCGAACAUCUCAAAUUCCAAGUUAUGUUGUAGCUAGUUGGAAUCUCAAUGCUGUAUUAGUUGGUGAUACACGUCGUUUAAGUUCUGAUAUAUUUCAACCAUUUGUUGGUUAUAUGAGUGAUCUUAUAUUUAAUGAUGAAUAUUUAUUUGAAAGUUUAACAAAAUCUCAAGAACAAAUCAUAUCAAAUUUUUAUUAUUAUAGUCAACAUAUUAUAAUUGGUUAUCGUAUAGCAUUUUUUAAUUUAGUUACAAUUCAUACACAAAAAUCUUAUAUAGCUUUUUCUGAACGUGAAAAUCAAAAUAAAAAUCAUGGAAAACUUGAUAUUUAUUUUUUAUUUCGCUCAUAUGUACCCGAUGGAAUUAUUCUAUAUCGUUAUGCACAAGGUUUAAAUGAAUAUUUUGCUAUUGGUUUAAGAGCUGGUAUACUUGCAUUAUUUAUUGAUUUUGGUUUUGGUAAACGACAAAUAGUUAGUGAUGAAUCAACAAAAUUAGCUGAUGGAAAAUGGCAUGAAGUACGUGUAACAAGAAUUGGAAUUGAUAAGAUUGAAUUAAUUGUUGAUAAUCGUGUAAAUCGUUCUACGUUAUCAGCAAAUGGUAUACGAAAUGCUGUUUCUCUUCAACCAGUUCUUUAUGUUGGUGGAAUACCAAAUAAUAAUAAUAUCAAUUUAACUGGAUCAGGUCUUAAUGCAUAUGGAUUUCAAGGAUGUUUAGCAAGUUUUAUUGUUGAUGGUCGUUUACUUGAUUAUCAACGUGCAUUAGUACUUAAUGGACAAGUGAAAAUGAAUGUUUGUUCAGAUUUAAAUAAACUUUGUUAUGAUUUUACAUGUAUUCAUUCUGGUGUAUGUUUAACAAAUGAAAAAGAUGAACCAAGUUGUGAUUGUAUUGAAACAAGUUAUAUAGGUGAACGAUGUGAUAAAUUACCAAAAGGAUUUUAUUUUGGUAAACAUCAUUCAAUUGGUUCAAUCGAAUAUAUCAUACCAAAAUUACAUCAAACAGACAAUGAUAUAAUAUCAUUUGGUUUACAAACAUUAUCAAUGUCAGCACAAAUAUUUCGUCUUGAAUCUGAUUCAAAUUCAUUUAAUCUUGAAUAUGAAAUUGUACGAGAACGAUCAUAUAUUAAAUUAAAUAUGGGUACAAAACAACCUGAUGUUUAUUCAGGUGUUGCUCAUGUUACUGAUGGAAUAUAUCAUGCUAUUAAAAUAAUUCGACGACUUUCAACAGUUGAAUUAUAUGUUGAUGGAAUUCGAAUUAAAUUAGAAGGAGGAAAUAAAUAUUCACGUCAAUUAGAACUACAAACAUUGCUUAAACAAAGACGUUUACGUAUUGGAAGUUUUAAAAAUGUUUCACAUUGGAACGGAAUUGUAGCUGGUUUAUCAUUCAAUCGUCAACCGAUUUUCGAUAGUCUUGCUAGUACUCUUAAUUAUUCUGGUGACGUUGAAGAAGUUUAUCCAGACAAGCAUACUGGUUUAUUUAGUUUAAUUGAUUCAUUUUAUACUGCUACUGCUAUAAUAUCUUCAACAACGAUAUCUACUCUUUCAAUGAUUAAUGAUACAGUUGAAACAUCUACUACUUAUAUAACAAUUCCAACAACAAGUCUUCCAAUUCUGGAUAAUUUAUAUCAUCAAGAACAUGUAACAGAAAUAAAUUUAAUACGAGAAGUAUCUUAUCAAGCACCACUGGAAUGGUUUUAUAAGCAAUUAAAAUAUAUUGGUGUUCGUGGUCUUUUAAUAGGUUCUUUCAUAUCAAUUUUUCUUCUCUUUUCUCUUUUAUUUUUAAUAAUAUAUUUAUAUUGUAAAACACGUCAUUCAAAAAAAAAACUUUCCUAUCAUUAUAAACAAACAAAUGGAAAUAAAAAUUAUUCUCAAAUAAAACGUUAUUCAACUACAUUACCUGAUGGUCGUCAUUCAAAAAAACGUGUACCAAAACUUCUUCGUUAUUUACAUACAAAUCAAACAAAACCAAUAUCCUUUCGUUUAGCAUCUAAUGGUAGCAUGUCACGUUUAAAUAGUGGUGAUAGUUAUCAUCUUAUAUCAUCCAUACAAGAAAAUCGUAAAGAUAAAAGAACUUCAUCUUAUAAAAAUUCUGAUUGUAUUACAAGUGAUCAUUGUUGUCUACAUUCAACUUUAUCACAACCAAUUCCAGCAUCAUCAUCUAUUUAUCAUCAAGUUAAUCGUUUAAUGAUAUCUGGUAGUGAACCACCAUUACCAUUAUCAAAUCUAACAACACAUCGUCAUCCUACUCCAACUUCAACAUUACGUUCAGUCAAAAAAGAUAUCGAUAAUUCAAGUGCACAAACAUAUUCAGCUGUUUACUCAUGUGACUUAGCAGCUAAUUUAGAUAUUGAUCAAGAACUUUUUCCACAAUAUAGAUCAUUGAUGAGAAAAAGAUCGCUUAUAAAAACAAAUAAUCCAAUUUUAGUACAAAGUCAAAUUUUAUUUCUUUAUAUAAAGAAUCUUGUUGAUUGUUAUGCAUUACAACCAAAUAAUCAUUCAACAGUUCUUCUUGCUACAGGAGAUGAAAAUAGAAUUCAAUUAUCGCAUGCUCACUCUGGUAAUUUUCAUUCUCAACUUCCUGUAUCCUCUGUCGGUGCUUGUCAUAGUAUCUUAUUUUCUUUUAAUGGACAAUUUCUAAUUGGACUUUUUUAUGAAGUAACAUCAAAUGUAAAUCCAUAUGCUGUUAAAAUUUGGUCGACAGAUGAUUAUUCCAUUCGUACUAAUUUACAUCCAAUAAAAUGUUCUAUAGCAAUAACAUCUCAACAUUCAUCUAUACUUUAUAUGGCUGGUAAACAAAAAUAUGGCCGAGGUAUAUCACUUGGCCUACUUGAUAUUGAUUCAUGUAGUCUUGCACGUGAGCUUAAAUCUGAUCCGGAUACAACUAUUGGUGAUGAAAUUAAACGAAUUAUAUUAACAAAAAAUGAAUCUUAUGCACUUGUUGCGUGUACAGAAUAUUCAAGUACAUUUGCAUGUUUUGUUGUAUUUAAAUUAGAAGCAAAUACAAUUAUUAAUGAUGAAUCAUCAUCAUCAUCAUUAGUAACAGGUUCCAUGAGUAAUUGUACAAUGAUAUUAACAAGAUUUGAUUGUAAUCCAAAUUUUACAUUUUCAAUUGUUGAUACAAAUAAUAAUGGUGAUCAAUAUAUGUUAACUAUAUUACGUACAAAUGAAAUUAUUAUUUGGCAAUUAAAUGAUGGAGAAAUUUUAUCUAACUAUAAUUUUAAUUAUUUAUUUAAUGAUAAUGAUAUACAUCAAAUAGAUGACUGUCAAAUGAAUGAUAAUCGUCUAUUAAUACUUGUUCAACAAGGUUUAAUUUAUAUUUGGGAUAUAAAGAUACCUAUAGGACAAUUUUUAUUUAUUGCUAAUAUUUGUGAUCCAUUGAUUCAUUCGAUUACUUGGCUUGAUCAUCGACAUUUUCUUUCAAUUGAUCAUGAUGGUCAACGAAUACGUACAUGGAAUAUAAAUCGAAAAGAAGUUCUCAAUGAAUCAUUAUCACUUCAAGGUACAAUACAAUCGUUACAUGUACAUUCAAUAUAUAAUAAUUUAAAUAAUCGAAACGAAUAUUUUAUUGCUGGAGUAUCAAUGAACGAACGUAGUUUAGUGAUCUUCGAAUAUAAUCAAUCUAAUGAUAAUCAUACUGACUCAUCUAAUAAUAUUAUUGUUGAUUAA
Molecule: messenger RNA, 4248 nt
Organism: Rotaria sp. Silwood1
Lineage: Eukaryota; Metazoa; Rotifera; Eurotatoria; Philodinida; Philodinidae
Source: the annotation of a GenBank genome assembly